UGCUGCUUUUCUCUCUCUAGAGCUUGUACACUCUCUCUCUAGGGCCUCCGGCAUCUUCUUUCUUUGUACUCUCUCUCUCUCUCUCUCUCAUGGCAUCUGCUCUUCUUUCUCGCCCUCCUAUCACUCGAAAAAAGUGGUUUGCGUCUUCUUCAUUACCGAAGAGGCCACACCUCUCACCACUCUCUGUUUCCUUCAACCCAACUGGAAAUUUCGACCUCUCCUAUAAUACUGAUCAAGAUGCAUCUCAAGUUGGACCUCCGUUACCGCCAACAGAUGGACGGCUUGAGAUAGUACUUGACAACGAUAUCCUUCGGCGCCUUGACUUAUCACCUGUUUGUUCACUUAUGGGAGAAAGCACUCAAGCAAUUGAUCCAAAAGAGCUUCUUCAGAGGACUGUCGGAUUCACCAUAAACUAUGAAAGGGAGGAUUCAAGUGAUCCACGUGAACUAUCUGAGUUUCCUGAAAUCAGGCUGUGGUUUGUGAGGCUCGAUGCAUCACUUCCUUGGUUGCCCGUUGUGUUGGACUGGAGAGCUGGAGAACUUGCUCGAUAUACUGCAAUGCUCGUCCCUCAUCAGAUGAGUUUAAGAUUAGGUGUUGUGUUCAACCCAGAGGCAUUGGAGUUAUUUGUAAUGAAAAAGGUCUUUAUUGUUUACUCUUGGUUGAAGCACCACAAUAUUCCCAAACCUAAAUUGAAGACGAGCGAUAUGGCACGCAUGCUUGGAUUCGGGAUUGGAGACGAACUCUAUGACUUAAUUGAUUCCAACCCUGCCCUACCAUCAUGAACGAAAACAAUGGCAUAGGAAGUUGCAAUAUUAUAUUAGUCCAAGAUUUUGAAGUGCAUCGGAGUCAUACUCAAACCAAGGUUGCAGUUUCAAACCCCAUACUCUCACCAUUUGCAACAAAAAAUGAAUUCGGGGGAAACAGAGAAGGUUUUGAUGCAUAUUGUAUCAUAAUGGCACAUGAAUAUAUGGUCUGAGGAAAUAGCAGAUGAUCCAUCAAGGGUAGAUGUAUUCUUCAAACUGCAUGCUUACUUUGGCACAGUGAUGCAUUGUUUGAGAGAAGAACAAGUGACAAUGUGCUGUUGGGUGCGGGUGUUUUCUCAACUAGGAAGCAUUGUAGCAUCUUAGUGGUUCUUGAGAAAGAUGGAUUUGCCUUAGAGUUACAAAUACUUCAUUGAGCUAAACAAGAACAGUCCAGGAGCACUUUAUGGCCUCAGUUUACAUUUUUGUUUCUGGUAUGUAAGUAAAAUGAAUCUUUUGUAUUGGCUAAAAGCAUGUGGUUUUCAUCUAUA
This is a messenger RNA of Amborella trichopoda, 1291 nucleotides long. RefSeq names its product chlororespiratory reduction 6 (gene CRR6). Gene Ontology annotation, biological process: NAD(P)H dehydrogenase complex assembly. NCBI's taxonomy places the organism in Eukaryota, Viridiplantae, Streptophyta, Magnoliopsida, Amborellales, Amborellaceae. Gene Ontology annotation, cellular component: chloroplast. The record is from RefSeq and is a predicted model, not a curated record.